GACUACAUCAGCGAAAAAUUCAAGAAUUUUAAAACUCAGAAAAUGACUGUAAAUGCAAGCGCGCUAAAGAUUUGCUUAAUUUCGAAUAUUAUUGCUGAAAAUGGAAGCAAAUCUUUCAAUCAACUACAGUACACCUGAUUACACGUGUCCUUGGACGGAGGAUUAUAAUGAAACCACAGCGCAGGAACGUUCGGAGUAUAGUUUCAUCAUCUGUUAUCCCAUUCUAUUGUUUUUCUGCACUGUUGGAAAUUUUAUAAAUAUUGCAGUUUUUGGAGCCAUUAAAAAUGCACAAAGUGCCGAUAUUUUAUUACUGGGACUAGCGGUUGCUGAUCUCUUGACGCUGUGGAUAUUUUUUCCUAUAUACCUAUUCCUAAUUAGUCCGGCCAUUUUCGACAGCAGUUACACUUUCGACUAUGUUAACGAUUAUGUACAAGGCUUAUACAUCUGGUUGCAGUCCGGAUUCCCAAAAUUCGCGGAUUGGGUUUUGGUGGUGUUCUCCGUCGAGCGGUUGCGUGCCGUUGUGACGCCUCUGUCACCGGCGAUCUCCGUCAGAGUUACCCGAAUACUUGUCGUAACCUGUCUUCUUUAUGGAAUCGUAACUUGCAUCGAUAAAGCCAUCGCCCAGUAUUAUUUGUUGACCACGCUGGACAUUCCGAGUUUCGAUGCCGAAACUUCGCUGCCAUUCCAGUCAUCGCUGCCUGGGUACAUGCAAGCAUGGAACACGACGUCCACCUUCUACGGAGUGGUGGAGGAAUUCGUUGUAUUCAUUAUUCUUUUGAUAUGCAAUAUGGCCAUCAUUUACAAGGUCAUCAGCCAUCGCCGCAAGAGCGUCCGGCUACAUGCCCAACUCGCAAUCAAAGCUAAACCGGGAGUCACGAGCGCCCCACACCGAAUCAAAAAACAAACGAGGGAAGCACCGCUUCUGAUUUCUGCCGUUUCGACGUAUCUGAUAUGCAAACUUCCACAAGCGGUCAAUGACACCUUGGGGCGGUUGUCGCGGUAUCCGUUCUGCUUUGUUAAUUAUCAAAAUUACAAUGUGUUGUGGCGCCCGGCUGAUUCCAUAAUGUUGAUUCCUUACUCCGUCAACUUUUAUCUCUACUGCGCAUUCAGUACGAAAUUUCGCAAGGAUUUGAAAGCGACUUAUACUGCACUAUUAGUAAAAACAAAAUUAUGGAAGAGAGCACCACCUCGAAAUCAAGAAGCAGAUGCAGCAUCUUCAAGCAACAGUGACAACUGGGUUUCAACGGUCAAUACGCCCCAGUUAAAUCCGAGGCGGCUAGUAAUACCUGUGGCCGAUACAUUUCAUGGCAACUCGGAAAGAUCUCAAGAGCUGGAUAAGUUAGGAGACGAAGCAAAUUCUUGCAGUUCAUUGGCAACCACGUCUACCGUUACUACAAAACUUUAGCGGAUGGACAACUGGUGUAAUUAAGUCAGUACUUCCACUGACAACCUUAAAGUCCAAAGACUUUCCAAACCUGUGAUAUCACAGUGUAUUCAAGUUUCAACAGUUAAUAAUAUUAUGCAAUGCCGGUUAUAUUGAUUGAAGCGGAUGCGCUUUUACGGAUUUAAAAGCUUUGCAGUUUACGUCUGAUCUGUCUUCCUCCGGACCGGUACGACUUGACAUGGUGCUGGCUUCCGGUUCGGGAGAAUGGUUCGUACUCGUAAAUCGUAAUAGUGAAUCAACUACUUUAAUUAACAGUUUAAAGCGUCUAUCAUGGCUUAUUUGAUGCUCAUUGCUUUAAAAAUUAGAAAUGAUGACAAAAACAAUGCAUACCUUGCAUGUGGAUAUAUAAUGCUCAUGUACGACCAACUCCAUAACGUGUUAAGGAUUGAAUAUACAAUUCAUUCAACGCGAUGGUGAUCGAAUUAUUUAUAUCCUACUGCAACAAAUUAACAAAACACUCAAAGCGCUAAAAUUAUUGUAUAUCCGAACCGGAACACCUUUGGGUACAAAGUCACUACAAACCCUUUGGCUAGUUUUUGUUUGAGUGAUGAUCAGGAGCAACUAACGCUAACAUUUACAUACACCGAAAACAAGAAGAUAAAUCACUAUCACAUACACGAUCAAUGUAAAUAAGAUUUAAAAAGGGAGAAAGAAAAAGCUUAGCCAUCAAAAACUGCUGAAACUGGCUUUACCAGGUCAGGACAGAAGACAACCGCUGUACUUGUAGGUACAUGUGUUGUGCUCUUGCCUGUUUGUCUAUAAAUAAGUAUUAACUGUCAAAAAAUCUGUGGACAGUGUUUCACGAGUUUAGUAUAUUUUUAUUUUAGUGCAUUCUUGAUGGAAUAAUUGUUUGUGGGUUAUGUUUUAGUGAUUGACCUUUGUAAUUCAAAACGAUAAGCGAGCAUGUGCU
Messenger RNA from Paramacrobiotus metropolitanus, 2354 nucleotides. RefSeq lists its product as uncharacterized. The coding region runs from base 101 to 1405 and encodes 434 amino acids. Gene Ontology annotation, molecular function: G protein-coupled receptor activity. Lineage: Eukaryota; Metazoa; Tardigrada; Eutardigrada; Parachela; Macrobiotidae. The transcript is spliced from 4 exons. Gene Ontology annotation, biological process: G protein-coupled receptor signaling pathway. Gene Ontology annotation, cellular component: plasma membrane. The record is from RefSeq and is a predicted model, not a curated record.